Messenger RNA from Sciurus carolinensis (gray squirrel), 1203 nucleotides. RefSeq names its product CUE domain containing 2 (gene Cuedc2). The transcript is spliced from 9 exons. The record is from RefSeq and is a predicted model, not a curated record. The coding region runs from base 152 to 1012 and encodes 286 amino acids. NCBI's taxonomy places the organism in Eukaryota, Metazoa, Chordata, Mammalia, Rodentia, Sciuridae. Gene Ontology annotation, molecular function: ubiquitin binding.
UUGCCCUUCUGAAAAAUGGCAACCUCAGCGUCUCUGAAAGUGAACCGCUCUAGGCCCCGCCUUUGAUCUCGUUGGUGGGGCUGGGGGAUGAGAGCUGCAUCGCGCGGGACAAGUCGCUGGCAGCGCCCGACGGAGCAGAAGAGGAGAGAUCAUGGAACUGGAGAGGAUUGUCAGUGCAGCACUUCUUGAAUUUGUCCAGAUGCACCUCCCGGAGGCUGACCUCAGUGGCUUGGAUGAAGUUAUCUUCUCCUAUGUGCUUGGGGUCCUGGAGGAGCUGGGCCCCUCAGGUCCAUCAGAGGAGAACUUCGAUAUGGAGGCCUUCACUGAGAUGAUGGAGGCUUAUGUGCCUGGCUUUGCCCAUAUUCCCAGGAGCACAAUAGGGGACAUGAUGCAGAAGCUCUCUGGGCAGCUGAGUGAUGCCAAAAACAAAGAGAACCUGCAGCCGCAGAGCUCUUGUGUCCAAGGUCAGGUUCCCAUCUCCCCAGAGCCCCUGCCACGACCUGAAAAGCUUAAAGAAGAGACCAGGUCUCCUGUUGCUGCUGGGGACACCCAGGACGAGGCAGCUGGCGCUGAGGAGGAGCUGCUUCCGGGGGUGGAUGUACUCUUGGAGGUGUUCCCUACCUGUUCAAUGGAGCAGGCCCAGUGGGUGCUGACUAAAGCUCGGGGGGACUUGGAAGAAGCUGUGCAGAUGCUGGUAGAGGGGAAGGAAGAGGGGCCUCCAGCCUGGGAUGGACCCAGUCAGGACCUACCCAGGCGCCUCAGGGGCCCCCAAAAGGAUGAGUUGAAGUCCUUCAUCCUACAGAAGUACAUGAUGGUGGAUAGUGCAGAGGAUCAGAAGAUUCACCGACCCAUGGCUCCCAAGGAGGCCCCCAAGAAGCUGAUCCGAUACAUUGACAACCAAGUAGUGAGCACCAAAGGAGAGCGAUUCAAAGAUGUGCGUAAUCCUGAGGCUGAGGAGAUGAAGGCCACAUAUAUCAAUCUCAAGCCGGCCAGAAAGUACCGCUUCCACUGAGGCACUUGCUGGACUCUGCUGGAGCCUUCUAGGCUCAGAUCCCAGAGGGAUGCAGGAGCCCUACACCCCACACAGGGGCCUCCCUUACUCCUGUCCCUUUCCCCUUCCCCUUCCCCUUCUCUACUUGUUGCUCACAGUGUUAACCUACUCUCAAACCUGCCUCCAAGGGCACAGUAAAGGGGCCCAAGGAA